CGAACGCGUUGGUACUAACGGUUCAUUUCAGGAUCAGUAAGAUCGGUGGUCUUCAAUUUAUUUCCCGUCUAUCGGUCCCAGGAACAACCCGGCAGCAUGAUUACGAUCGCACUAAUCGGCGGGGUUUGGCUAGCGCUUUACCUGUACUGCAGGUAUCGGUUCGGGUUUGGCGAUAAGAUUCCGGCAGUGCAACCGUGGACACCGUUUUUCGGGAACGGGCUUGAGUUUGCGCAGAAGAAUUCGUACGAAAUUUUCGCCAGUUUGACGCGGGCAUUCAAGGAUAAUAAGCGCGUUUUUAAGCUGUGCUUUGGACCGAUCGUAACCGUCUGCCCGACGCAUCCGGAUCUGAUCCAGAAGGUACUGACGAGUCCUGCCAGUAUGGAUAAACCGUACGUGUACUAUUUCCUGCGAGUUCCGGGAGGAUUGCUGAUAGCGGAAUACGAUGUCUGGAAAGUGCACCGCAAGGUGUUGAAUCCGACCUUCAACACUCGUAUCCUGAACAGUUUCAUUCCGAUCUUCACCGAUUGCGUGAACAAGAUGAUCACCAACAUGUACAAACACGAUAAUCCGGAAAAAGCGGUAAAUAUCCUCCAUUACACCUCACCCUGCACACUAGCUAUGAUCUGUCGAACAUCCCUCGGCGGCAAAGUGCUGGAACGAGAAGGAACGGACCAGUUCCUUGAACAGUUGGAAAUCAUACUUCGAAACGUGGGUUUACGCAUGUUCAAUGCCAACCUGCAUCCCGAAAUUGUCUAUCGAUACACCCGUUUCUACCGUCACGAGAUGAAUGCACGGAAGAUUUGUUAUGCAUUCACCGAUAAGAUCAUUAUUGAAAAGAUGGAAGAGUUCGCACAUGUCAGGCAGAGAAAUGACACCAACAACAACCCGAACGCUUUGACCAACGGAACCGACGGCAAAGCGGCCAACAACAAAGUCAUCGAAGAGGAGAAAGAUGACAUGUUGGCCUACAAGAAGCCACAAAUCUUUAUCGACCAGUUGAUGACGAUUCCGCUGCCAGAUGGAAAACUGUUUACGCAUGCCGAGAUAACCGAUCACAUCUACACGAUGAUUGCGGCUGGAAACGAAACUUCCGCAACACAAGCAGCUCACACUGCCCUUUUGCUGGCCAUGCAUCCUGAAAUACAGGAGAAAGCCGUUGCCGAACUGAAGGAGGUUAUGCCAACAGCGGAUACGGCUUAUACUCCUGAAAUACUCAAACAGCUGGAGUACAUGGAUCGGAUCAUCAAGGAAUCGACGCGUCUCUGCCCGGUCGCUGCCGUGUUCGGUAGGAAGACCUUGGCUGACCUGCAGCUAGAUGAGUUCAUUAUUCCGAAGGGGAACAUUUUCAUUAUAAACAUUUUCGCGCUACAUCGGCGGAAAGAGUUCUGGGGGGAGGACGCCGAGCAAUUCAACCCGGAUCGGUUUCUGCCGGAACUGUGCAAGAAUCGCCAUCCGUUUGCCUAUCUCCCGUUCAGUGGAGGUACUAGAGGGUGUAUAGGGAGUCGCUACGCGACGAUGAGCCUCAAAACAAUCAUAUCGGAAAUGCUACGGAAUUUCAAGCUGACUACUGACAUCCCGUUCGAGGAAAUGAAGUUUAAGUUCAAAGUAUCAAUGCACCUGGCUUACGAUCACAGAAUUUUCUUAGAACCCCGCAAUUUGUACUCUUAGCACCUUGCUUCCUCUAAAUAAUUCUCACCUGCCGUGCGUGAACUUAAAGAGUGCCUCAAAUUUACACAGUUACCAUCCGAAUAAUCGGAAUUACACUAUUUUUUAAAUGAUUUGUAAUCGCUAUUGAUGAAACAGUAAUAAAACAC
This is a messenger RNA of Topomyia yanbarensis, 1814 nucleotides long. RefSeq names its product cytochrome P450 4c21-like. The record is from RefSeq and is a predicted model, not a curated record. The transcript has 6 exons. NCBI's taxonomy places the organism in Eukaryota, Metazoa, Arthropoda, Insecta, Diptera, Culicidae. Gene Ontology annotation, molecular function: oxidoreductase activity, acting on paired donors, with incorporation or reduction of molecular oxygen; monooxygenase activity; iron ion binding. Bases 97 to 1668 code for a protein of 523 amino acids.